AUGCUCAACGAAUUGAACGAAGCAGGGAAGAGAAUAGGACUGCUAAUAAGCAGAAAGAAGACACAGUUCAUGAAGAACGCCUACUGCGAGGACGGAGGAGUACAACUUGAAGGCUCCCAAAUCGUGGAAACUUCGUCAUACGUAUACCUCGGACGUUCUAUGAACAUGGAAAACGACUUGAAGGAAGAACUGAAUAGAAGAAUGAAAGCAGCAUGGGCAGCAUUCGCAGCCGUUAGGGAAGCUACAGACCAACUGACGGAUUUCUUCGUGCCCAUCUGUUCGACUCGACAGUUCUUCCAGCGCUCUGUUACGCAGCGGACACGUGGGCAGACACCGCUGCCACGUCUAGAGAGCUACUUACUACUUACAGAGCCCUUGAGAGAUGCUUUCUGA
This is a messenger RNA of Necator americanus (New World hookworm), 393 nucleotides long. RefSeq lists its product as uncharacterized. The record is from RefSeq and is a predicted model, not a curated record. The transcript has a single exon. NCBI's taxonomy places the organism in Eukaryota, Metazoa, Nematoda, Chromadorea, Rhabditida, Ancylostomatidae. The coding region runs from base 1 to 393 and encodes 130 amino acids.